UAGAACAACCACCGACUGAACCGCCACCGGUAAGAAUGAUAUUUGCUACUCGAAUUCUUCAUUAAACACCAUGGGUCCUGAAGGGAUAAAUGGGAACUAGGAUUUGCCUGUAUCUGGGCUGGGAAAAUGGGAUUUGGGUUACUGAGAUUGGGAAUGAAAAACAAUUGACAAUUUGGGCAGGGCUGGCGCUAAAGCGGGUGUAUAACACCCCCAGUCAGCAGGUAGUCGGCAAAAUAUUGAAUCCAUGCAGUCGCAAAACAUGGAUUUCGAUAGGACGAAAAGAAGAAUAUUUGAGCGACACCGAUUAAAAAAGAAGAAUGCUAGCUAAAAGGUGGUAUACGGAAAAAUUUGGGGAAAAUGGAACGAACAACAAUGGUUAAACACAAAAUAAGAUUGAAAGAUUGAGAAAUAUGUUCUCCGGAAGAUUCUUUUUGAUGUUGUGCCGCCGCUACAUCCCCCCCCCCCCCCCCCAACUGAUAGGUAUUACUGCCCUUGGUGAAAAAUACUGCGUACGGCCCUGGCCUCAACGCGCCUCAAUUUUUUGUUUCAGAUAAUCACAGUUCACGUACAGCUUGUUUUUCACAUGACUAACAUGACGCGAACCGAGCCUAUGGUAUCUGUCGAAAUGCCACUAGGGAAAACGGUUUACAAUGUUUUGGAGUUAGCCAAAUUAAAAAAUCCUUGCUACACCGCUACAUACGUCAAGCUGGCGUGGGGCAGAUCGGUUACAAGUUUAUGUGGGGUUAAAAAGCGGCCAAUGCUGGGCUACUAUUGGCUGAUCCGCGUCAAUGGUCGCAGAGCACGAUAUGGUGUUGAUGGUCUCAGACCAAAGGAUGGUUACGUUAUUACAUUUAAGUACAAGAAGAUUACUUUUUAGUGCUUACAAUAAUCGUACAGUGAUAGUAAAGUGAAAUGAUGUAUUGUGAUGAUUUAAUCAGUAAUAUAGUGUGAUAUAAAUUUAACUCUGUAAUGUAAUGAAAUGUAAUGUAAUGUAAUGUAAUACAAUGUACUGUCAUACAACUAUACAAUGCAAUAUGUAAUGAAAUGAUGAAGACGCAGUCUAACGUAAAUAAAGACUAUGCAGUGUGAUGUAUUGUAGUGCAAUGAUGUAAUGUAACCUAUAAACGCAAUGUAACCAUGUAAGGUGAUAUAAUGGUAUACAAUAUAAUGUUGUAAAACUAAUGAGUGACUGACUGGCCUUUCAAAAAAGGUUGUCCUUUGCAAACCUUACACUUUAACG
Molecule: messenger RNA, 1240 nt
Organism: Paramuricea clavata
Lineage: Eukaryota; Metazoa; Cnidaria; Anthozoa; Malacalcyonacea; Plexauridae
Source: the annotation of a GenBank genome assembly